AAGGGCAAUUACCCAGAGUGCGCCUGGGCCGGAAGCGGCCAUUGUGAGGCUUCAAACUCCAGCGAUUCAGUGAGGAGGUCAGAACGCGCAAGGUGACUCUCAGUAGCCACUACAAUGAAUGUGCAGCGCCUCUCACAGCUCUUUCCCCAACUGCGGACUUUAGUAGCCAGGCACCUACGCAGGAACCUCGGCCUGUCUGCUGUGGCAUUUAAUAAAGCCAAGGAAUUGGACCCUGUGCAGAAGCUCUUUGUAGAUAAGAUUCGGGAAUAUAACACUAAAAGCAAGGCUGCCGGAGGAGGAGUUGUUGAAGUUGGACCAGAGUUUGACAAGGACAUGAGUGAUGAGCUGGCUAAACUCCAGAGAUUCUAUGGUGGAGGUGACCUCACUAAAUUUCCAGAUUUCAAAUUCACUGAUCCCAAGCUGGAAGACCUGACCAGCAAGUGAAGAGGCCACCCCACGUGUUUUUCCGGUCCAUAUGCUUGUGGUGCGGUAGAUGUUAUUUAAUAAAUAUUUGGGGAAAAAUGUUGCCAUA
Molecule: messenger RNA, 532 nt
Organism: Polypterus senegalus (gray bichir)
Lineage: Eukaryota; Metazoa; Chordata; Cladistia; Polypteriformes; Polypteridae
Gene: atp5pf
Product: ATP synthase peripheral stalk subunit F6
Exons: 4
Coding region: 115-444 (109 amino acids)
Biological process (GO): proton motive force-driven ATP synthesis
Molecular function (GO): proton transmembrane transporter activity
Source: RefSeq, a predicted model, not a curated record